AUGCCCUGCCCUCCAGGCUGGUCCUCCUCAGCAUCUCAGUGCUACACGAGCCCGCCGGUUGAGGGCACGUGGCUCGAGUGCGCCGCGCUGUGCACCAGCCAUUCUUGGCGAGGGUCGCCCGCGGCGCUCGCGGUCGCGGACUCAGCGGGCACUGGCACUGCUGCAGCCGGCGUUGCGGCCUGGACCGGAGCCUUUGCUCCGAACGCCAACAUCUCCGGCUGUGCCUACCUUUCUUCGGACGGUGGGCUGCUCGAGGCUCCGUGCCUCGCCCUCUUCCGCUGCGUCUGCCAGUGGCCUGUGCCGCCGUCGGUGUUUGCGUGCUCCUCCGACGGCCCGUGUUCGCACGCGGGCCUCGACCACGAGGCAGCGGUGCAGGCGCUCGAAGCAGCAGAGCGGGCUGAGAUUCACAGGCAGCAGCGUCCCUACCUCAACGGC
This is a messenger RNA of Emiliania huxleyi CCMP1516, 435 nucleotides long. RefSeq lists its product as hypothetical. The transcript has a single exon. The annotation marks the transcript as partial. The record is from RefSeq and is a predicted model, not a curated record. NCBI's taxonomy places the organism in Eukaryota, Haptophyta, Isochrysidales, Noelaerhabdaceae.